AUGGCGCGGGCCCUCCUCCGCCGCGCCCUCUCCCUCGCCCCCGCAGCACCGCCCGGGCUCCCGGCCUUCUCCUCCUCCACUGCCACCGCCACCGCCGUCGCGCCCCUGCGCUCCCCAUUCGACGACCGCCUACUCCGCCUCCUGCGCACCGAGAUCUCCUACAUCUCCGACCGCCGCCCACCCUACCGGCCGCCGACCAGCUUCAAGUCGUUCGCGGUGGAGGACCGCCCGGGGGAGCAGUGGGUGCGCCUGCGCGCGGCCCACGGCCCGACCGAGCAGAUCAAGAUCGACGCCACGCUGUUCGACGGCGCCGCGGAGCCUGGCCCGGACGCGUCCCUCUUCCACCGGGUCGAGGCGCUCGAGCGGGGCCCGCGCCUCCACCUCAGCCUCAUCGUCGAGGUCGCCCGCGCCGACCGCGUCCUGGGGUUCAUCUGCUCCGCCUGGCCCGACGACCUCACCAUCCGCCACGUGCUCACCCUAAGAGGCGCCGGCGCUGCCGCCGGCGACCGCGGUGGGCGUGACUUCGCGAAGCUGGAGCCUGCGGAGAGGGAGGCGGUGAAGAAGUUCCUGCAGGAGAGGGAGGUGGACGCUGAGCUCGCCGAGUUCUUGCAUGAAUAUGUGGCAAACAAGGAGAAGAUGGAGAUGCUCCGGUGGUUGAAGACGGUCGAAGCGUUCGUCGAGAAGUGAGCUAUGGAGCUGCAGGCAUGAUGUUAGCAGGGCUGCACCGCUGGUUUAAGCAUGGUUUGUGUUACAUCAUGUUACCCACAGAACUGAUAAUGAAUCGGUUCCAGCAAAAGAUGCCCAGAGAUGUCCUCCUGAACGCCUUGUUAUUUAUCCAUCUCUUUCCUCUUUUACGACUAGCUACUUAUUUCUGAAGAAAGUAGGUUGAGUUUAACCAUUGGGUUAUGGCUUGUCAAAAUCAUUGUUUGAUUUGGGAAGCCACCGAGCUACCCUAUUGGAAUAUUAUAUAGUUUCUUUAUGUAAUAUACACUAAUACAGAAGCCCACUAAAAUUACAUGUUUCUUCUCCUUUUUGCAAUAUAAAAUUGGUUUAUUUUGAGUCGUUA
Messenger RNA from Lolium rigidum, 1066 nucleotides. RefSeq lists its product as uncharacterized. Gene Ontology annotation, cellular component: mitochondrial matrix. The record is from RefSeq and is a predicted model, not a curated record. NCBI's taxonomy places the organism in Eukaryota, Viridiplantae, Streptophyta, Magnoliopsida, Poales, Poaceae. The transcript has 4 exons. The coding region runs from base 1 to 687 and encodes 228 amino acids.